AUGCGAAUUUCACCGACUCUGCGUCGCCUGACCGGUGGCGUUCUUCUCGUAUCAUUAUUAUUCGAGUCAGCAACAGCAGCGACCACGGAACAAUGGAAGACCAGAACCGUCUACCAGACGAUGACUGAUCGCUUCGCUCGCACCGACGGCUCAAUCACGGCGCCUUGCAAUGCUUCCGCGGGUCUAUAUUGUGGAGGAUCGUGGCAGGGAACGAUUGACAAGCUUGACUACAUCCAGGACAUGGGGUUCGAUGCGGUGAUGAUCUCCCCCAUCAUCGAAAAUGUCGAAGGUCGCGUCUCAUACGGAGAAGCCUACCAUGGGUAUUGGCCACUGGACCUUUAUUCCCUUAACUCGCACUUUGGGUCUAAGCAGGAUUUGCUGGACUUGAGCAAAGCGGUACACGACCGUGGCAUGUACUUAAUGAUGGACACGGUUAUCAACAACAUGGCCUACAUAACGAACUACAGCAACCCUGCUACGAGCAUUGACUACUCGGUCUUCACGCCAUUCAAUAAUGAGGACUAUUUCCAUCCUUACUGUCUCAUUACGAAUUGGAACAACUUUACCGACGCGCAACUUUGCCAGACUGGUGACAACCAGACCGCCCUGCCUGACCUAUACACUGAGCAUGCCGAUGUCCAAAAUCUGCUUCUUAAUUGGACACGCAACACAAUGAGCGAAUAUUCCAUUGAUGGACUCCGAAUCGAUGCUGCGAAGAGUGUCACUCCUUCUUUCUUGCGAAAAUACUCCGACGAGAUUGGUGCGUUCAUGACUGGUGAAGUCAUGCAACGAGAAGCGGAUAUCAUCUGUGAUUAUCAGACCAACUACAUGGGCAGUCUUCCUAACUACCCUAUCUACUAUUCCAUGCUGGAUGCUUUCACGGCGAGCAAGGUUUCCGAGCUGGUCGACUCAGUGCAAUCAAUGAAGCAAUUAUGCCCUGAUGUCAACGCGCUUGUAUCCUUCUCCGAAAAUCACGAUGUGGAGCGAUUCGCUAGCUUCACGGAUGACAUGUCGCUCGCCAAGAACGUCGUGACCUGGACCCUCCUGUUUGAUGGCGUUCCCUUCAUCUACCAAGGCCAAGAACAACAUUUCAAGGGAGCUUCCACUCCCCUAAACCGCGCGGCCCUCUGGACAUCCGGGUACGAUAACAGCAGUACGCUUGUUCCUCUAAUCACCACGCUCAACAAGAUCCGCAAGCACGCCCAACGGAUGGAUAGUAGCUACGUUAACACCGCGAGUUACAACAUCUACGAAGGAGGCAGUGAACUUGCAUUCACAAAGGGUGUUGAGGGAAGACAAGUCAUCAUGCUCCUUUCUACCCAAGGCGUGAACGGAUCUCCAUACACCCUCACUUUGCCGGUCACAUAUAAUGCUGGUACGAAUGUGACAGAGGUCUUGAGCUGCAAGACCUACAUGGUUAAUGAAUGGGACGCUUCUUUGGUUGUCGAUAUGGCAUCUGGAUUGCCGCGGGUGUUCUUCCCUACCAAUCUCAUGUCGGGUAGUGGAAUCUGCGGUUACUCUUCGGCGAAUCUUUCUUACACCCAAGUCAAGACUGGGGUAACUUCGCUUGGGAGCAGGACCCAACAAGUUACCGGUCAAGCGGCCCUAGGUGCUUUCUUCCUGGCUUUGAUGACCCUUGUGUUUUGA
Molecule: messenger RNA, 1647 nt
Organism: Penicillium longicatenatum
Lineage: Eukaryota; Fungi; Ascomycota; Eurotiomycetes; Eurotiales; Aspergillaceae
Product: alpha-amylase
Exons: 2
Coding region: 1-1647 (548 amino acids)
Biological process (GO): carbohydrate catabolic process
Molecular function (GO): alpha-amylase activity; calcium ion binding
Source: RefSeq, a predicted model, not a curated record